CUUUGACGUACAUAGUCACUUAAGCUUGAUUUCUCGUACUUGCAUUAUCAUUUAGCUUCAUAAGAACAGCAAUAUGAGUAAAACUAUUCUUUUGUUAAGUCUGGCCUCGUUUGGCAGCCUGGUAAUGGCUGGCCAUUUUGAUGAGGACCAAGGUGGUUCAUCAUAUGAAGAAAAAACAAAACAUGUGGAAAUACCAAUUAUUAAGAAAUAUGCCAUACCUAUUCCACAUCCAGUGCCUUAUGAAGUGCCAAAAGAAAUUAAAAUACCUAUUCCUCAGCCUUAUAAAGUACCAGUCGAAAUCCCACAUCCUUAUCCAGUCGAAGUAGUCAAGCAUGUUGAAAUACCCAUAGAAAAACCCGAGCCUGUUGUUAUUGAAAAGCAUGUUCCUUAUGUUGUGGAAAAGCCAUAUCCUGUUUACGUGGAGAAAAAAUUCCCUGUGCCGGUAGCGAAACCAUAUCCCGUUCAUGUCCCGAUUUACAAACACGUGUUCCAUUAUACAUCUAAGGGUAAAGGACAUUAGAUUUUAUGGAUAUUAAAUAUUAACUUUAAAUCGACUUGCUGCCCCGGAAGAUUAUGGAGCACAAAUGAUUCUUAAUUUCAGUAGGGACAAUCAUUUAUUAAAUAUUUUUGUCGUAUUACAUUCAGUAAUUAUAAAUCUUUUCUUAAGAUUUAUUACCGAUAGGAAACAAAAUAAAUAUGUGUUAAAUAAUUUAUCAAAUUCCGGAUUGAUUCUGGCAAGUCAGUGUAUAGAUAGUUUUGUUACAUGUUUUUAUAUUGUUAAGUUUUUAUUGAUAUGUAAAAUACAUAUUUGUUUUUGUGUGAUUAUUAAUAAACAAUUCCAAUUAUAAA
Molecule: messenger RNA, 849 nt
Organism: Cataglyphis hispanica
Lineage: Eukaryota; Metazoa; Arthropoda; Insecta; Hymenoptera; Formicidae
Product: MAGE-like protein 2
Exons: 4
Coding region: 74-520 (148 amino acids)
Source: RefSeq, a predicted model, not a curated record